This is a messenger RNA of Halteromyces radiatus, 1013 nucleotides long. Its product is annotated as S-adenosyl-L-methionine-dependent methyltransferase. NCBI's taxonomy places the organism in Eukaryota, Fungi, Mucoromycota, Mucoromycetes, Mucorales, Cunninghamellaceae. Gene Ontology annotation, molecular function: rRNA (guanine) methyltransferase activity. Bases 57 to 908 code for a protein of 283 amino acids. Gene Ontology annotation, biological process: rRNA (guanine-N7)-methylation. The record is from RefSeq and is a predicted model, not a curated record. The transcript has 5 exons. Gene Ontology annotation, cellular component: nucleolus.
UUUUUUUUUUUUUUUUUUUACUCCUCCUUUUUUGGACAUUAUAAUUACUUUUCAUAAUGUCAAGACCAGAACAUAUCGCACCUCCUGAAAUUUUUUAUGGAGACGAUGAAGCUAGAAAAUAUACUGAAAAUUCGCGUAUUGCUUCUAUUCAAGCAGAAAUGGCUUAUCGUGCUUUGGAACUACUGAACUUACCAGCUGGACCUGCCUAUUUAUUAGAUAUAGGUUGUGGAUCAGGACUUAGUGGAGAAAUUCUUGAAGAAGAAGGACAUACUUGGGUUGGAAUGGAUAUCUCGCCUUCCAUGUUAGAGGUAGCUUUAGAACGUGAAGUAGAAGGAGAUUUGAUGUUACAAGAUGCAGGACAAGGUGUAUGUUAUCGACCAGGUACUUUUGAUGGUGCUAUCAGUGUAUCCGUCUUACAAUGGCUUUGUAAUGCAGAUAAGGCAGCGAAUCGACCUAAAGCAAGACUUCAGCGAUUUUUUUCAACAUUGUAUGCUUCAUUACGUAAAGGUGCUCGAGCCGUAUUCCAAUUUUAUCCUGAAAAUGAUGAUCAAAUCCAAUUAAUUACAGAUGUAGCAACUCGAUGUGGUUUUGAAGGUGGUUUACUUGUUGAUUAUCCUAAUUCUAAAAAGGCCAAGAAAUAUUAUUUAUGUUUAUUUGCAGGACAACAAAGUGGAUUACGAAAUGAAAUGCCUAAAGCUUUAGGUGAAGAUGGUGAAUUACAUCCUGAUGAACAACGAUCUAUUGCUUAUGAAAGACGAAGGGCUACAACUCGUAAAAGACGAACUAAACAAAAUAUUAAAGAUAAAUCAUGGGUACAACGCAAGAAAGAAAUAGCAAGAGAAAAAGGUGAUAAAGUGGUAGCCAAAGAUUCCAAAUAUACUGGUAGAAAACGAAAGACUCGAUUUUAAAAAAAUUCUAUAUAGAUAGUAUAUAUAUAUAUAUAUAUAUUUUGUAGUAGUAGUAGAUUACCCCCUCCUUUCUUUCCCCUUAUAUUCUUUUUUUAUUAUUUUUUU